AAUAUAUGUGAUGAACUGGCAAAGCAAGCUUUAUUUUAAGUUUCUCUUGCAUCACUCUCCUGCUUCUUUACUUUGAUUAUAUUAUUGUACAUUAUAUAAAAGGGUCACAUAGAGAGAUUCAUAUUUAUUUAAUACACAUGCAUAUGGACCUAAAUUUCCUUGCUGCUGCUGCCUGUCUUCCUCUUAUUUCCAUAACAUAAAUUUCUUCUUUACAUAAAUCUCUCCAAAGCUUUAGAUCUUUCCUCUCGAAAUCCGGAACCCAUUUUUUUCUUUUGCAGUUUUCGAUAUAUACAAUGAGAGACAUUGUUUCUUGUUUCAGUGAGAACGCAGUAAAUGUUUCACAUUCUUCAUGUUCCAGCUAUUCGAGCAAUGCUUGCAUCGCUCCAAGCCUAGCCCCAUCAGUCCAAAAUGCAGUCACGGGUGUUUACAGGCUCAUUCUUUCAACCCAGAAGCAGCUUUUGAUCCGAGUCACUUGGUGCAAGAACCAAACCGGUCAAGGCCUAAGUAUUAACAUCGGUGAUGACCCUUCAACAUCUUUCAAGCUCAACACCAACUUGAGGUUCUUCAGGAAGAAGAAAGGCAACAAAGUGAUCGAAUCCGAUCAUUCCAAGAUCGAAGUCUUUUGGGAUCUUUCCACUGCUAAGUAUGAUACGGGACCCGAACCUGUUGAUGGGUUCUAUGUUUUAGUCAUGGCUGAUUCCGAGAUAGGCCUUGUUUUAGGCGAUAUGGCUGAAGAAACGGUCACCAAGAAGUUCAAAAAUGCAACCCCAGGUGCUAAAGUCUCCCUCAUUUCCAGGCAAGAACAUUGUUCUGGCACUACGCUGUAUUUCACCAAGGCUCAAUUCUGUGAUACAGGCAUUUUACAUGAUAUUCUAAUCAGAUGCAGUGGUGAACAUGAAGGCCUAAAGCACCCGGUUUUAUCGGUUUGUAUCGAUAAGAAGACGGUGAUUCGAGUAAAGAGGCUGCAAUGGAAUUUUAGAGGAAACCAGACGAUAUUUGUUGACGGAUUGUUAGUUGAUCUGAUGUGGGAUGCCUAUGACUGGUUCUUCAAUCCUGUUACUGGUUCAGCUGUGUUCUUAUUUAGGACAAGGAGUGGUUUGGAUAGCCGGCUUUGGUUGGAGGAGAAGUUGGUGCAGAAAGACCAAGACAGAGUUGAAUUCUCCUUGUUGAUUCAUGCCUGUAAGAACACAUAAAGAAACGGAUCACUUUGUUCAUGUUUGUUUAUUUUGUUUUAGAUUUUCAGUUUUUUUGUCCAAAUUUCUUCCUUUUUCAUCUCAAUUUUUUCCCCCUUUCCUUGAAAGGAAUAGAUACUUGAAUUCUUUGAUCACAAGAGAAAAGAAAAUAACUUGAGCUGCAGAA
Messenger RNA from Gossypium raimondii (Peruvian cotton), 1359 nucleotides. RefSeq lists its product as uncharacterized. Lineage: Eukaryota; Viridiplantae; Streptophyta; Magnoliopsida; Malvales; Malvaceae. The coding region runs from base 294 to 1193 and encodes 299 amino acids. The transcript has a single exon. The record is from RefSeq and is a predicted model, not a curated record.